Copidosoma floridanum is the source of this 1659-nucleotide messenger RNA. RefSeq lists its product as uncharacterized. The record is from RefSeq and is a predicted model, not a curated record. NCBI's taxonomy places the organism in Eukaryota, Metazoa, Arthropoda, Insecta, Hymenoptera, Encyrtidae.
AUAGAUCCAAGGGAGCGGCUGGUCGUGUCGAAGCUCGAGCGCAGCGACCUCGAGGACCGGUACCUGCGUCUGCUGGAGCAGGCCCAAGCGCUCAAGAAGCUAUCCAACAGCCAAGAGGACAAGAUCAAGCGGCUCGCGACGAAACUCAUGAGGUUCGGCGCGAGUCCGGCGGGGCGGCCGUCCAGCUGCGGAGCCAGGUUCGACGUAUGCGACGGGCGGGACAGGCUCUCCCUCCUCGAGGCCGAAAAUUCAAAGCUGAGGAGUAAAGUCUGCCUCCUUAGAAAUCAGCUGAUGAACCAGAAGAUAUUUGCGGGCUCGCCGUCGUCUCGGCAGGCGCGCCGAGCCUCGCUGCCUCUCGCCUCCACGUCCGGACCUGCUUACAGGACCUGUCGGAGCGACACCAGCCGGCUGAAAGCAGUGGCACCAGCACCACCGGGUACUGGGCCGGUAUCGUCCUGCCGGUGUGGGAGCGCGCGGGCCGCAUCGACGAUCGCCGACGAGAACGACCUGCAAAACUACUCGCUGAAAAUACAAGACAUGGAGGUCGAGAAGAGGGAGCUGCUGACGCGCAUCGCCGAGCUCGAGCUCGAGUUGGCGGGCCUGACCUCGGGGAAUCGGCGCGAGAGGGUGGCCGAGAACGUCGAGCACAUACGGCUCUGGCGGCAGAUGAAGCGCCAAGGGGAGAAACUCGCGGCCGCCCUGGCUGCCAACGAGGUGCUCGGCAAGCAGGUCUCCCAGCUCAAGCGCAACCUCGACGACAGCUCCAAGAGCAGGGAUCGGGUGAGCGCGGCUCUGGCAGCCGAGAGGAGCCAGCUGGCCGAGCGGGACGCGAGCACGACGAGGCUGGAGGAGUCGGAGCUUCACCUGCGCGAGCGGGACGACAGGAUAGCCGAUCUCGUGAAGGAGGUCGGGAUCCUCCAGCAGCACAAUCGCGAGCUGCUCGAGCUUAGCUCCAAGUUCGCCAAGGUCGAGCGGGAGAACGCCGACCUGAAGCGCAAGGUGGCCGAGCAGCUGGCUGAUCACCAGGCGCUCAGGGACGUCCUCAGCCACGAGAAGGCGGGCGCGGACGCUCUGCAGGCGGCCAACGACCAAUUGCUCGUCAAGCUGCACGAUCUGCAGAAAAACAUCGACCUCAUGACCAUACAGCUCAUGGCGCAAAAUGAAAAGUGCAACAGGGCGGCGAUGUCGAGAAAACCGGGCAAGAGAGCGAGCAACGAGUCGAUCGAGGAGCCGGCCCCGGACCCGACCAAGAAAUCGGCCCCAUCGGGCGACAGGGCCGAGGCUCCCAAACCCACGAGGCUCGGAGGGGAGGAAAAAGGUAUUCAAACGAGCGACACGGCGCGCCAGUCGAAAAGCACAGAGAGCCAAACUGACCGGCCGAUUAUGCCAAUUAGCGCGACUAAAUUGAGCGACGAGGGUAGGAGCGCCAACACCGACGACGUCGAGAACAACAACAUCCGUAAGGGCAACGGUAGGAGCAGCUUGUCCCGCGAGGGGAUGCUCAAGCUACUGGAGCAAGUGCAGAUCAGCACACCCCUCGAGUCCCAGAACGCGACGAUCAUGAGGCACGGGGCCUCGCUCACCUUCACCAUCCCCAACAGGCAGACGAGCAAGGCCUCGACCCUCGAGACCUUUUUGUUCGGCGACGCGUCCUUCUGA